UGCAAAUUCACUAAUGUCAUCCGCUUCGGUUGGAUCAAGCCAAAAAACCAUACCUUUCCAAGGACUUAUCACAGCCAACAUCCAAUGCUUACUGCACAAAAUUAAUUAGUAAAGAAAAGCUAGAAAUAGUGAUGAAAGUGGCAUUUCCAAGAAAAUCAGUACUGAGGUAUUCAUUUGCUGUUGGGUUAUUUUCCCAUGACGUCUGCUAACCCUUGAGAAACGCAGCCAAGAGGGCAAGUGGUUCCUACCGCUCCUCUCCCGCAGGUAACACUAUGUUUCCUAGUUUGCUCACAAGAGGGGUUGAUAUACAAAGUGCCUGCACAAGAGCUAUAAUAUGCAGUUUCCUAAUAUGCAGUUUCCUGAAUUAUGUAUUGUGUAUUUAUCCCGAAUGCCACCUAAGCCCGUGUACAUCGUUCUAAAAUGUAGUUUUAGCCGAGAUUUAGUUAAAUGUCGCCUAAAUUACCUUCUCUAGCCGCCCUAUUAGCUUUCUCCUCCCCUUGUUCUCCACUUCAUCCAACAGGGGUUUGUAUAUGGAUUUAGAGAGAAAUCUCAUAAUUGUUGGAAUUAUAAAUGUAAGUGUAGCUACACUUACUGUAUUUCUGGUUGUAGGCUGUUGCUAAAUUGGUUGUGUAGCUGCUACGUUUUGGUUUUCAGUUUGCAGUGUGUGAUCUUUUUGUUGAUGUACUGCUGUUUUUUUCUUGUUGUGUGGAGUUUUGCUGCCUGUACAGUUAGGAGCACAAGUAUUUGCUGGUGGUUGUUCUAUCGUGGCUGCUGCUUGUCUAACUGUUGGGUUAAUCUGGAAUACUUGCUAGCUGCAAUUCUGCUUUGAAUAGUAGUUUGAUUUGGGGAUUAAUUUUGUGGGUGAAAAGAAUUGGUUCUUGUUUUUAUAAUACAGUUAUGUUAUUUUUGUAAAAAUUAAGUUUGAUUGUUAUAAUACAGUUAUAUUUGGUUGUUUUUGUGAACUAGUGUGUGGACUUUAAGGAUUGAUUAUGAUUAUGGGGAGUUUAAGGAUGAGCCUAAAAUGAGGAGGACUAGGUCAUUUGGGGAUGUUGGUGAAUCAAACGGCCGGGAGGAAGAUAAGGUUGUCACUCCAUUAAGGGAUUGGAUGCCCGAGAGGAUUUUUGCAAAGAUGAGUCACCUGCAGAGGCUUUUAGAUCGUUUCUUAGCAUGUAGGCCAACUGGAAUGGAAAAGAAUAGCAGGAUGAUACUCGUUGCUUUAUCCCCAGUUGUGAGGGAAAGUUUCAAGCUUUAUGCUGAUAUAUGUGAGGUUCUAGCUGUUUUGCUGGACAAAUUCUUUGACAUGGAGAAUUCAGAUUGUGUCAAGGCUUUUGAGGCUUAUGCUAGUGCUGCAGAAAGUUGAAAAAUACAAAGAGCAGCAAGUUGGUUCUGCCAAAGGUGGCCAACACGAAAGCUUGGUCUUUAAAUCUUCAGUUUCUUGGAUGAAAGUCUUAUGAAUAUGCCCAAGUUAACAUUUCUUAAA
Spinacia oleracea (spinach) is the source of this 1480-nucleotide messenger RNA. Its product is annotated as probable clathrin assembly protein At4g32285. NCBI's taxonomy places the organism in Eukaryota, Viridiplantae, Streptophyta, Magnoliopsida, Caryophyllales, Amaranthaceae. Gene Ontology annotation, molecular function: phosphatidylinositol-4,5-bisphosphate binding; 1-phosphatidylinositol binding; SNARE binding. The record is from RefSeq and is a predicted model, not a curated record. Bases 1022 to 1360 code for a protein of 112 amino acids. Gene Ontology annotation, biological process: vesicle budding from membrane; clathrin-dependent endocytosis; clathrin coat assembly. Gene Ontology annotation, cellular component: clathrin-coated vesicle; clathrin-coated pit. The transcript is spliced from 2 exons.